AUGUUCCGUGCAGCGUCUGUGUUUUACAAGGAGUGCGCAUCACGCCUUGCGAAUGACGGCACGGAGUGGGCCUUCAUUCCUCCUGGAGCUCCUCACUUCGGUGGACUUUGGGAGGCCGGCGUCAAGGCGGUCAAGUACCACCUGAGGCGAGUCGUCGGAGACGCCUGUCUCACCUUCGAGGAGAUGACGACCUUGUUGGCGCAGAUCGAGGCAUGCCUCAACUCCAGGCCGUUGUACGCGCCCAGCAACGACUCCUCGGACCUCGUGGCCAUCACUCCAGGUCAUCUUUUGGUCGGGGAACCCUUGACGGCCUUACCGGAGCCCGGGUCUACCGGGCAGCUUUCUGGACGCUUUGCGACGCGCUGGGCGUUGACUACGGCCAUGCGCGACCAUUUUUGGCGCAGAUGGUCGGGCGAGUACGUCCACCAUCUGCAACAGCUAAAACGCUGGAGGCGACCAUCUCCCAAUCUGUCCGUGGACGACCUCGUCCUUCUCAAAAACGAGCUGCUGCCCCCGACGAAGUGGGCUCUCGCUCGCGUGGUCGCGCUCCAUCCGGGGCCCGACGGUCUCGUCAGAGUAGCUACCAUAAAGACCGCGACAUCUACUCUGAAGCGACCGAUCACGAAACUUGUUCCUCUGCCCGUGGGCGAGGACGCCUCUAGGAAUUGA
Messenger RNA from Monomorium pharaonis (pharaoh ant), 669 nucleotides. RefSeq lists its product as uncharacterized. Lineage: Eukaryota; Metazoa; Arthropoda; Insecta; Hymenoptera; Formicidae. The coding region runs from base 1 to 669 and encodes 222 amino acids. Gene Ontology annotation, molecular function: nucleic acid binding. The record is from RefSeq and is a predicted model, not a curated record. The transcript has a single exon.